AUGAGGAGAUUCUUCAAAGUCGUUCCAGGAGACUCAGAAGGCAGCUCUAAAUUAGAAGCCGAAGAAGACUCGCCUAAAUCUAGCCGAUACAUCUGCAUGGACUGUGGCAAACAAUACGCAACCUCCAGCAACCUCUCGAGGCACCGACAGACGCAUCGAAGUCUCGACUCGCAAUCGGCCAAAAAAUGCAUGACAUGCGGUAAGGCCUACGUUAGCAUGCCGGCCUUAGCGAUGCACGUACUCACACACAAACUCGCGCACAGCUGCGGCGUCUGCGGCAAACAGUUCUCGCGACCGUGGCUCCUGCAGGGCCACCUGCGCUCGCAUACCGGCGAAAAGCCGUACGGUUGCGCGCACUGCGGCAAGGCGUUCGCCGAUCGGUCCAACUUGCGCGCGCACAUGCAAACGCAUUCGGCCGACAAGAAUUUUCGCUGUUUAAAGUGUAAGAAGACGUUCGCGCUUAAGUCAUAUCUAAACAAACAUCAGGAAUCGACCUGUUGGGAUUACAAUAAGGAGAGCGAUCCGGACGACCCGAACGAUCCGGUCGUCGAAAACGUACGCAAAAUUUUGGGUAACUCUAGCAAUUAA
Photinus pyralis (common eastern firefly) is the source of this 588-nucleotide messenger RNA. Its product is annotated as transcriptional repressor scratch 1-like. NCBI's taxonomy places the organism in Eukaryota, Metazoa, Arthropoda, Insecta, Coleoptera, Lampyridae. The transcript has 2 exons. Gene Ontology annotation, molecular function: DNA-binding transcription factor activity, RNA polymerase II-specific; RNA polymerase II cis-regulatory region sequence-specific DNA binding. Gene Ontology annotation, biological process: regulation of DNA-templated transcription. The record is from RefSeq and is a predicted model, not a curated record. The coding region runs from base 1 to 588 and encodes 195 amino acids.